AUGGGCGACCAGAGUCGAUCUGGUCAAAAAGAGGCUGUCUUUAUCAAGUUUGACUCGAUAGAGACUUCUCCCGUUUGGGGCAUCGCGGCCCGGCUUCUCAUCGAGUUGCCGGUGUUUGCGUUCCGCGUGCUUUCCAUCGUGGAAGCCCGGGAGGCGGCCAAGGACGCUAAGUCCAAAGCCAAGACCUCGCUCCAAAAGACGGCCCAAGGUGACAAGGUGGAUCUGCCCGCGCUGGAUCGAGCCACCCAAUCCCUCAUCGACAAGGUCGUCUCCGCGAAGGUCAAGCAGGAGACCGCGGCUUCCAAGCGAGACCUCAAGCAGGAACUCGCUACAGCAAGAAAGGCCCGGCAGAACGACAAGCCGUACGUUCCGCCCCCUCUCGGCAAGAACGGUCGGCGCGAAGGCGCCAACGUCCAGGGAGGGAAGAAAAAGAAGGGUCAAGCCCCGUCCACGUCCACGUCGUCGAAAGGCGACUCGCAGGGGAAGGGCGGGCAGUCUGGAAAAGGGAAGAAGCAGGGCCCCGCUCGCAAGGGCGACAAGGGCAAGCAGAAGGCCACCUAG
Messenger RNA from Punctularia strigosozonata HHB-11173 SS5, 561 nucleotides. RefSeq lists its product as uncharacterized. The transcript has 2 exons. The record is from RefSeq and is a predicted model, not a curated record. The coding region runs from base 1 to 561 and encodes 186 amino acids. NCBI's taxonomy places the organism in Eukaryota, Fungi, Basidiomycota, Agaricomycetes, Corticiales, Punctulariaceae.